UUCCCAUGGUGGAAGCCGCCUCGAAAAUGUCCCUCAAAUGUCGAUUAUUCUCUGAAUAUACCCGUCAACAGCUCUUCCGAGGUUCACCAGCAUGUAGAUUACACAUUUUCUCGACGUAUUAUGCUGAGUCUAAGGCAGUAGCAGAAGAUGAGGAAUUCCGGACCCUGGAGCUGGGGGGGAGAAAAACUCAGCGUCGGGCCCAGAGGAUACAACGGGAAAUACCGACGCUACCCCCAAGGUACAAACGCCAGGCAACUGACCAAGACUGGGGGAAUGUUUGGCCAGCAGCCCGGUCCUUCCAUCCCGCCACCGUACCCCUGCCUGUACGCCAGGGCUACCCGGCGAAGAGCCAGGCUUCUCCCGACAAGUGGGGCAACGCGGAGCUCAUGAAGAUCCCCAACUUCCUCCACCUCACACCCCCUGUUAUUGAGAGGCAGUGUGAGGCUCUCAAGAAAUUCUGCACCCCCUGGCCAAGUGGCCUCGAAAACACCGAGAAGCAAGAGAAGCACUUCCCUGUGACAAUAGCCAAGAGCUCGUACCUUCACUCGUCCCCCAGCAUACGCGACCCUAAGUCCAGAAUCGUAACCCUGAAGGUUCACUUCCGAAGUCUUGACCUGGACACACACGCGCGGGACAAGCUGCUGCGUCUGGUGGGCGACCGCUAUGACCCUGCAACUGACUGCCUAACCCUGGUGGCUGACAGGUGCCCACUUUCUCAGCAGAACAGAGACUAUUGUCAUUACCUUCUGACAGUCUUGUACAAUGAAGCUUUGAAAACAGAGCCAUGGGAACAUGAGAAGGAAGUGAUUGACAACGAGCGCUACGUGUGGCAAGGCAGUCCCUCGGAGGCAGCACUCAAGGUUAUUUCAGCAGCCAAGGGAGAGGCAGUGCCAGAAGCAGAUGUUGAGAAGUACAGAGAUGCCGUAGCAGAGUUGCAUAAUGAGGGGGAGGAUGAAACAACAUUAGCCAAAUAUCGAGAAGCAGUGAUGAAGGUUGCUGGCUUAGCAUAAGGGCAUUUGAAUUCCCCAAAGUUAGUUGUCAAAAACAGUUCAUUCAUAGAAGUCAGAAGUUGUUACCGAACAAUGUAAAACCUGUGUACAGUAAAACGUGUAUAUUUUGUUAUUUGUAAAUAGAUUUUCUUUUCUUUCCCUCCCCCCUUUCAGUUAUAAGGGUUGGUUUGUUGAACUUUUAUAAUGAAAUACAAGAAAUAAAUUAGU
Molecule: messenger RNA, 1217 nt
Organism: Penaeus indicus
Lineage: Eukaryota; Metazoa; Arthropoda; Malacostraca; Decapoda; Penaeidae
Gene: mRpS35
Product: small ribosomal subunit protein mS35-like
Exons: 7
Coding region: 6-1010 (334 amino acids)
Biological process (GO): mitochondrial translation
Cellular component (GO): mitochondrial small ribosomal subunit
Molecular function (GO): structural constituent of ribosome
Source: RefSeq, a predicted model, not a curated record